CAUAUUCUUUAUCCUUUUGUACAGGAUAGGAAUCUGUGUAGUUUUUUUUCUCAUUUGCAUAUUUAUUCUUGGUUAUCUCUUGCUAUACAGGCUUGUUCUAGAGCCAUCUUUAAUAAGAAUGUAAUCACUUGUGGGUUUAUCUUUUUCUUGUCCUUCACCUUGGGAGUAAAUUAUCACUCUUUUAAGUCAUAUCAACAUUAUUGGACUAUGAUCUCAUAUAUCACCCAUAUUUCUGUAGAGAAUAAUUUUAAGGGGAAUGAAUUUAAGUACACCAAUAUAACAUUUGCAAUUUAUACUUUGUAGAUGAAUAAAAUCUGAAUUUUUAUUGCUUUAGUUUUUGUAGUCUAGGCAUUUUUCUUUUCAGAAAAACAAUUUAUGUUAUUGUGCAACUAAUGGGAGUUAAAUAUGCUCCAUAAUUGUGUACCACACAAGUUGCCUCCAAUCCUUUUUUUUUUCCCAACCCACAAACUGAAGAAACUGAUGGUUCAAUGUCUUGGGGGGUUGCAGGAACAUUUUCAAACCUAAUCUUUCAUUUUGCUGCUGUCUAAUGAUUAUCACAAGGAGCACUUGCCUUAGGAAUAUCCAAUUCCCAUUCUCCUUAUUAUCUUCUACAUUAACUCAUUCUAUUUCUGUGAAAUGCUCCCUUCCUCUUUCUUUGAUAUGUUUGUCUUCAAUGGAGAAACCAUCCUUCUCUAUCAAAAGAUUUAAAACCACAUCUGACCAUCAAGAACAGUACUGGCAAGGCUCUGCAGAAGAAUCUUACCUUAAAGAACUUGUUGCUAAAGUUCGUGUUGGGAACAGCGAAGAUGAGGUUUUGCACCGUCUCCUCCGGGACCAAACUUGCCAUAAUAUCCAAAUCUCAAACCAACUUGUUGAUAAAUUACUUUUUAGGUUCAGUGACGACUGGAAGUCUGCAUUAGGCCUUUUCCAAUGGGCAGGAUCAAGGUCAGGCUAUAAACACACAACAGAAGCAUAUGAUAAGAUGCUGGAUAUAUUGGGUAAAAUGAAACAAAUGGAUAGAAUGUGGUUGUUGGUGGCAGAAAUGCGUCAGAGCCAUCUCAUCACACUUAAAACAAUUGCCAAGGUCAUUAGAAGACUCGCUGGUGCUGGGAGAUGGGAGGAUGCUAUUAAGACAUUUGAUGACUUAGAAACUUUAGGCUUGGAGAAGAACACGGAAUCCAUGAACCUGCUGCUUGAUACGCUUUGCAAAGAGAAGAAGGUUGAGCUUGCUCGGGAGCUCUAUUUGAAACUUAAAUCACACAUUUCCCCAAAUGCUCACACUUUUACCAUUUUCAUCCAUGGUUGGUGCAAGGCUAACAGGAUCGAUGAAGCGCAUUGGACGAUUCAAGAGAUGAAAGGACAUGGCUGUCGCCCUUGUGUCAUCAGCUACUCAACAAUCAUCCAAGCCUAUUGUAACCAAUCCAACUUCCGUAAGGUGUUUGAGCUGCUUGAUGAAAUGAAAGCUCAAGCGUGCCUUCCAAAUGUUGUCACAUACACCACUAUAAUGUAUUCACUUGCUAAAUCAGAUGAAUUCAAAGCAGCCUUGCAAAUAGCAGAGCAUAUGAAAUCAAUUGGUUGCAAACCUGAUACACUUUUCUACAAUGCUUUGAUUCAUAUAUUAGGCAGAGCUGGCCGAGUGCAAGAGGCUCUUCGUGUUUUUGAAGAGGAGAUGCCCAUGAAUGGAAUUGCACCAAAUUCUUCCACUUACAAUACAAUGAUUGCCAUGUUCUGCCAUCAUUCUGAAGAACAAAAUGCAUUAAAUAUCUUAAAGCAGAUAGAGAUGUCGACUAUAUGCAAGCCUGAUCUUCAAACAUACAAUCCAUUACUCAAGCUGUGCUUUAAAACUGGAAGUACUGAUAGUAGUUUGGGGAAUUUAAUUGAUGAAAUGGUUAAUAAGCACCAUCUUAGCCUUGAUCUUUCAACUUACACACUUUUACUUCAUGGGCUCUGUAGAGCAAACAAAUGUGAGUGGGCUUAUCGUAUCUUUGAGGAGAUGAUUGGUCAAGAUAUAACCCCCAGAUAUCAAACUUGUAGUUUGCUUUUGGAUGCUGUCAAACAGAAGAAUUUGGAUGAUAUUGCUGAGAGGAUUGAAGAUGUAAUGAGGAACAUGAAGGCCUCCAGUUAAGUGGAAGAGAGAAACAUGACAAGUUGAAUGUAUUUAUUUAAUGUCUUGACAAGCGUUAUGAUCUUCUGCUUGUUAUAUGCAAAUU
Telopea speciosissima is the source of this 2210-nucleotide messenger RNA. RefSeq names its product pentatricopeptide repeat-containing protein At3g04130, mitochondrial. Gene Ontology annotation, molecular function: protein binding. Lineage: Eukaryota; Viridiplantae; Streptophyta; Magnoliopsida; Proteales; Proteaceae. The transcript has a single exon. Bases 548 to 2125 code for a protein of 525 amino acids. The record is from RefSeq and is a predicted model, not a curated record.